AUUUAACCCAGAGACUGACUCCACUAUAGAAACACCCACAGUUCUAUCAAUGACUGGGGAAAGAUAGAGGCAAUAGGCAAAGGAAAAACAGCUCUGAUAUACUAAAGACAAUGAGUAUGCUAAAACCAAGCGGCCUUAAGGCCCCUACGAAGAUCCUUAAGCCUGGAAGCACAGCCUUGAAGACACCUGCUUCUGUUGCAGCUCCAAUAGAAAAAACAAUAUCCAGUGAAAAAGCAUCAAGCACUCCGUCUGCUGAGACACAAGAGGAGUUUGUGGAUGAUUUUCGAGUUGGGGAGCGAGUUUGGGUGAAUGGGAAUAAGCCUGGAUUUAUCCAGUUCCUGGGAGAAACCCAGUUUGCACCAGGCCAAUGGGCCGGGAUCGUUUUAGAUGAACCCAUCGGCAAGAACGAUGGUUCAGUGGCAGGAAUUCGGUAUUUCCAGUGUGAGCCUUUAAAGGGCAUAUUCACCCGACCUUCAAAGUUGACGAGGAAGGUGCAGGCAGAAGAUGAAGCCGACGGCCUGCAGACAACUCAUGCUUCCAGAGCGACUUCGCCUCUGUCCACUUCGACAGCCAGCAUGGUGUCCUCUUCCCCAGCCACCCCCUCAAGUAUUCCCCAUAAAUCACCCCAGCCAACCGCAAAGGAACCUUCAGCUACGUCUCAGAUCAGCAACCUUACAAAAACCACCAGUGAAUCUAUUUCCAACCUUUCGGAGGCUGGCUCAAUCAAGAAAGGAGAAAGAGAGCUCAAAAUUGGAGACCGAGUAUUGGUUGGUGGCACGAAGGCUGGCGUCGUCCGGUUUCUUGGGGAGACAGACUUCGCCAAGGGGGAAUGGUGUGGUGUGGAGUUGGAUGAGCCUCUUGGGAAGAACGAUGGGGCUGUCGCUGGAACGAGGUAUUUUCAGUGUCAACCCAAAUAUGGCCUGUUUGCUCCUGUCCACAAAGUGACCAAGAUUGGCUUCCCUUCCACCACACCAGCCAAAGCCAAGGCCGCUGCGGUGAGGCGGGUGAUGGCGACCACACCCGCCAACCUGACGCGCAGCCCUUCUGCCUCUUCUCUCAGCUCCAUGAGCUCUGUGGCCUCCUCUGUGAGCAGCAAGCCGAGUCGGACAGGAUUGUUGACCGAAACCUCCUCCCGUUACGCCAGGAAGAUCUCCGGCACCACUGCCCUCCAGGAGGCCCUGAAGGAGAAGCAGCAGCACAUUGAGCAGCUGCUGGCUGAACGGGAUCUAGAGAGGGCGGAGGUGGCCAAGGCCACGAGCCACGUGGGGGAGAUAGAGCAGGAGCUAGCUCUGGCCCGGGACGGACACGACCAGCAUGUCCUGGAAUUGGAGGCCAAGAUGGACCAGCUGCGAGCAAUGGUGGAAGCUGCUGACAGGGAGAAGGUGGAGCUUCUCAACCAACUUGAAGAGGAGAGAAGGAAAGUUGAGGACCUUCAGUUCCGGGUUGAAGAAGAAUCCAUUACUAAGGGCGAUCUUGAGGUGGCCACAGUGUCAGAAAAGUCCCGCAUAAUGGAACUAGAAAAAGACCUAGCGUUCAGAAUGCAGGAAGUAGCUGAGCUGCGAAGGAGGCUGGAGUCCAGUAAGCCUGCUGGGGAUGUUGACAUGUCACUCUCCCUUUUACAAGAGAUAAGCGCUUUGCAAGAAAAGUUAGAAGCCACCCAUACUGACCAUCAGAAAGAAAUCACUUCUCUGAAGGAGCAUUUUGGAGCCCGGGAAGAAACGCAUCAGAAGGAGAUAAAGGCUCUUCAGGCCACCACAGAGAAGCUUUCCAAAGAGAACGAGUCACUGAAAAGCAAGCUUGAUCACGCCAACAAGGAGAAUUCGGAUGUGAUAGCUCUGUGGAAAUCGAAGCUGGAGACCGCCAUCGCAUCCCACCAGCAGGCGAUGGAGGAGCUGAAGGUGUCCUUCAGCAAGGGGGUUGGCACGGAGAUGGCAGAAUUUGCCGAGUUAAAGACGCAAAUAGAGAAAAUGAGACUAGAUUACCAGCACGAAAUAGAAAAUUUGCAGAAUAAACAAGACUUGGAAAGGUCUGCUCACACUAAAGAGCUCGAAGCCCUAAGGGCUAAACUGAUGAAAGUCAUUAAAGAGAAAGAGAACAGUCUGGAAGCCAUCAAGUCGAAGUUGGACAAAGCGGAAGACCAGCAUCUAGUAGAAAUGGAGGACACCUUAAACAAAUUGCAGGAAGCUGAGCUAAAGGUAAAGGAGCUAGAGGUACUACAAGCCAAAUGCAAUGAACAAACCAAGGUUAUUGAUAAUUUUACAUCACAGCUCAAGGCUGCCGAAGAAAAGCUCUUGGAUCUUGAUGCUCUUCGGAAAGCCAGUUCCGAAGGUAAAUCGGAAAUCGAGACCCUUAGACAGCAGCUUGAGGCAGCUGAGAAACAGAUUAAAAAUUUAGAGAUCGAAAAGAAUGCUGAAAGUGGCAAGGCUAGUAGCAUCACCAAAGAGCUGCAGGGAAAAGAGCUAAUGCUUAAUAAACUUCAGGAACACUUGAGUGAAGUCAGUCAAGUGAAAGAGGCUUUGGAAAAAGAACUUCAGAUUUUGAAAGAAAAUUUUGCUGAUGCUUCAGAGCAGGCAGUCUCUGUUCAGAGAAGUAUGCAAGAAACUGUAAAUAAAUUACACCAAAAAGAGGAACAGUUUAAUGUGCUGUCUUCUGAAUUGGAGAAGUUGAGAGAAAAUUUAACAGAUAUGGAGGCAAAAUUUAGAGAGAGAGAUGAAAGGGAAGAGCAGUUGAUAAAGGCGAAGGAAAAACUGGAAAACGACAUUGCAGUAAUAAUGAAAAUGUCAGGAGAUAGUUCUUCUCAGCUGACAAAAAUGAAUGAUGAAUUACGUCUGAAAGAAAGAAACGUAGAGGAAUUGCAGCUAAGACUUAGCAAGGCUAAUGAAAACGCAAGUCUUCUGCAGGAAAGCAUCGGGGACGUAACUCUCAAAGCUGCGCAGAGCCAGCAAGAAGCAGCCAGAAAGCAUGAGGAAGAAAAGAAAGAACUGCUGAAAAAAUUGUCAGACCUGGAAAGGAAAAUGCAGAUGAGCCACAACGAGUGUCAAGAGCUGAAAGGCAGGUAUGAAGAAGCCAGUUCUGAGACACAGGCCAAGCAUGAAGAAGUUCUGCAGAACCUCCAGAAGAUGCUGUUGGACACAGGGGAGCUGCUGAAGGCCUCACAGAAGGAGAACAGUGACUUGCUGCAGGAGAUGGAGGAGCUGAGAAGGCAAGCCGACAAAGCCAGAUCGCUAACUUACUUAUUAACAACAGCCAAAAAAGAAAUUGAACUAAUUUCAGAAGAGCUGAGGGGUCUGAAAUCAGAGAAGCAGCUUCUUGCACAGGAGGGAAAUGCUUUAAAGUUAGAAAAAGGUUCACUUUUGUCGAAACUUGUAGAGGUGGAGGCCAAAAUAACUUUACUUCAGGAAGACCAACAGAAGCUAUGGUCAGUAAACAAAACUCUUAAUUUAGAAAAGGAGAAAGUCUUAAAAGAAAAGCAAGAUGCUGAAAAGCUUUAUCAGCAGGAACAGCUCAAUAAAGCAGCUUUGGCUGUUGAGAGAGAUAAAUUACUUAAAGAAAUCAAUAACGCUCAGGAAGAACUCUUGAAGAUAAAUAUGGAAAAUGAGUCUUUGCAGGCUUCCAAAGCAAGCUUGCAGGCACUCACAGAGGAACUCCAGUUCAGCCAAGAUAUUUUGAUGGCUGAGUCUAAGAAGAAUCUGGAAGAAAAAGAUCACCUGGAGGAUCAUAUCAAGAAGCUUGUAACUGAAAACCUUGCGUUGGCUGAAGAUAAAGAUGAAAUUAUUCAGAAGCUUCAGAACUCCUAUGAGGAGCUAGUCAAAGAUCAGAAAAGCUUGGUGCAGGAGAUGGAAAAUCUCACAACUGAGAAAAAGUCAGCUUUGGAGAAACAGUCAGGUCUUGAAAACAUGUGCAUAGCCUUAAAGGUCGAAAGAGACCAUCUCCUCCAAAACAGCAAAGAUCUGCAGUUUGAGAAGGACAUGCUGCUUCAAGAUCAGGAAAAGCUGAAUGCCAGCCUGGAGGCUGCCCUCCAGGUCAAACACCUGCUCAGCACGGAAGCCAGUGGGCUCCGCGCGCAGCUGCAGGAGGCCAGCAAAGCUCUGAGGGAGGCCGAGCUGGAGACUCUGCAACUUCAGGCCACAAACACAAGCCUCACCAAGCUGCUGGAAGAAAUUAAGACCAGUCGGGAGAUCAGAGACUCCGAGUGCAUCCAGCUUCUGCAUGAAAAAGAAACCUUGGCCUCGUCUGAGAGAAGGCUCUUGGCCAAAAAAGAAGAACUUCUAAAUGAAAAUAGGCUCAUCACUGAAAAACUCAACAAAUGCUCGGAAGAGGCUGCCCACAUCGAGAUGAACCUGAACGAGAAGAUCACUUACCUAACUUCUGAGAAGGAGAUGGUUUGUCAGAAAAUCACUAAGCUCAAAAAGCAGCAGGAUAGGCUCUUGAAAGAAAAAUCUGUACUGGAAAUGCAAAAUACAGAUUUACUUGCAGAAAGAGAGAAUUCCAUCAAAGCCGUAGAAGACCUUAAAAAGAAAUACGAUCAAGAGUCUGCAAACAGAAGAAUCAUUGUGCACGAGAAGAUGAAACUGCUCAGUAAUCUUGAUGCUCUGAAGAGAGAGCUUCAAGAGAGAAAAAAGGAAAACCAAGAACUCGCAGCCACCAAGUGUGAUCUCACUUUGAUGCUGAAAGAGGCUCAAAAUGCCAAAAAGACUCUAGAAAAAGAACAUGCUAAUGUACUGCAAGCAAAGGAGAGUUUGAACGCUGAACUCGAGGCUUGUUGUUCUGAAAAGAACAUCUUGCUGAAGGAUGGGUUGAACCUGCAAGAAGAAUGUCAGAAGUUAAAUGAGAAGAUCCACAUGAUGCAGCAGUCCCUAAUCCUGGAGAAAGAAGCCAGGACCCAGGACAAAGAGUCAUCCUUGUAUGAAAACAGCAAACUCCACGGGAGAGUGGUGCUCCUGGAGCAGGAGGUGGAGGAGCUGAGAGUGUGCACCAAGGAGCUCCAGUCCGAGAACUUUGUGCUAGUCCAAGACAAGACCAGCUCAGAGCAGAAAGUGGCGGAGAUUGUUAAGGAGAAGGAACUCUUGAGUGCAGAGACGGCUCAACUGGCCACCAACAUAGAGACUCUGAAGAGCGAUUUUGCUGCCUUGUCCAAAUCCAAGCUGGAACUGCAGGAGCUGCACAGCUACCUCACCAAGAUGCUGGAUGACCUGCGGCUGAACCACGAGGUGACCCUGGCCGAGCAGGCCAGGGUGAUGCAGGACAACAAGAACCUCCUGGCUGAGAAAAGAGAGAUGAUGCUGGAAAAGGACGAGCUCCUGAAGGAGAAGGAGAAGCUGGCCGAAAGCUACUUCGUCCUUCAGAAAGAGAUCAGCCAGUUGGCCAAAACCAACAGCCAUGUCUCAGUCAACCUCCUAGAAUCUCAAAAUGAAAACCGUAUUUUGAGGAAAGACAAGAGCAAGCUCACUCUUAAAAUUAGAGAGCUCGAGACUCUGCAGUCCUUUACGGCUGCUCAAACAGCAGAAGAUGCCAUGCAGAUAAUGGAACAGAUGACCAAAGAGAAGACAGAAACUCUGGCCUCCUUGGAGGAUUCCAAGCAAACAAAUGAAAAACUGCAGAACGAAUUGGAUACACUUAAAGAAAACAACUUGAAAAAUAUGGAAGAGCUGAACAAAUCAAAAGAACUUCUGACUGUAGAGAACCAAAAAAUGGAAGAAUUCAAGAAAGAAAUAGAAACCCUAAAGCAGGCAGCAGCUCAGAAGUCCCAGCAGCUUUCAGCACUGCAGGAAGAGAACGUGAAACUUGCCGAGGAGCUGGGGAGAAGCAGGGACGAAGUCACAGGUCAUCAAAAGCUGGAAGAAGAGAGAUCUGUGCUCAAUAAUCAGUUGUUAGAAAUGAAAAAGAGAGAAUCCAAGCUAAUAAAAGACGCAGAUGAAGAAAAAGCUUCCUUGCAGAAAUCCAUCAGUAUUACUAGUGCCUUACUCACAGAAAAGGAUGCAGAGCUGGAAAAGCUGAGGAAUGAGGUCACAGCGCUCAGGGGAGAGAACGCCUCCGCCAAGUCCUUGCGCGCAGUCGUUCAGUCUCUAGAGUCCGACAAGGCGAAGCUUGAGCUCAAGGUAAAGAACUUGGAGCUUCAACUCAAAGAAAACAAGAGGCAGCUCAGCAGCUCGUCAGGUAAUACUGAUACUCAGGCAGAAGAGGAUGAAAGAGCCCAGGAGAGUCAGAUUGAUUUCCUAAAUUCAGUAAUAGUGGACCUUCAGAGGAAGAAUCAGGAUCUCAAGAUGAAGGUGGAGAUGAUGUCGGAAGCAGCCCUGAAUGGGAACGGUGACGACAUGAACAAUUACGACAGUGAUGACCAGGAGAAACAGUCCAAGAAGAAACCUCGCCUCUUCUGUGACAUAUGUGACUGCUUUGAUCUCCACGACACAGAGGAUUGUCCUACCCAGGCACAGAUGUCUGAGGACCCCCCCCAUUCCACACACCACGGCAGUCGCAGCGAGGAACGCCCCUACUGUGAAAUCUGUGAGAUGUUCGGGCACUGGGCGACCAACUGCAAUGACGACGAGACUUUCUGAUGAAGCCUCACAGCCAGAACUGGGCUUUCUCAGGUGCACUGGCGUUUAGGCAACUGACCACCAGCAUUGUGUGCGCAGACUUCAGGAGGACUCAUGUUAUUUUUGACCCUCAUCAACAAAUCUAAGAAAAUAUUUUGAUCUUCAACAAGUCUCCCUUUUAGUCUCCCCUUAUAAGUUUAUCAGUUAGAAUAAUAAAUAGGUGAGUUUUCACCUCUGAUUUUGUCUCCUUGAUUUUUAAAAAGUAUUAACAAGACAUUGCACCAGAUGCCAUUACAUUAAUUGUCCCUAGGGAGACCUCAGAGAACGACUCCUACCCUCACAAUACCUUAUUUAAGUAACUUUAAAUUAUGCUGUUACUUUUCAUAUUUGCACUAAAAUAUCUCCAGGCUGCGUUUGUAUAUUUAGAUGUUUUGGUUAAACUUUGACACUGGAAUGAGUUGAAAAAAUGUGCCACUUUGCAUAUUCAUCUACUCAUUUAAAGUAUUUUAUACUUAAAGAAAUAUCUGAGCUCUUUGCACUACCUGAUGUCAGUAGUGCCUUUAUUUGAGGCUUGAUGAUACUUAGGUGUGAUUAUAAAAUCAUGAAACAGGUAAAGGGAGGGGGAAGCCCCCAGACUGCUGUGGGGACAUUUUAUAAUCUCUAUGCUGCACCUACUUACUCUUCUAUGGUGUUUUGUUUAUUGGUUUUGCAUAAUUUCAGCUUCUAUAUAUUAUAUGUAUAUAUUUUUGUAAAAUCUCUAUUUUGGGAAAAAACAUAUACAAUGUGUCUUUCUUUUCAGAUUUUUACCUUUUUGAAAAAGAAAACACUUAAAAUGUUCAUCAGGACCUAAUGGACUAGGCCAGAAAUAGCAUCAUGUGGCUUUGCAGCUCUUUGUUCUUUGUGUUUUCAUUUUAUUUCUUUAUCAGAUAUAAAUAACGGGGAGAAUUUUCUCCAGAUUUUUUUUUCCUUCUCCAGCAGAUAUCCCCAGCAGUCAGUUAAUUAGAUAAUAAGCCACUAUAAAACACCUAAAUUAACCAAUCUACAAUCUUUACAAGUUUUUUUUUUACUGUGUUUUUAGAUGAAUGUACGAUGAGAAAUUCAACAUUAAUAAUUUUGGAUUUUCUUAUCACAAAAAAUAAACUGAAGGACCUCAACCACAAGAAGUUUAUCAACCAGUUUGAAUCUAUUUAUCUUCAUUUGAAUGUCUCCUAGAAUAUGUAAAAAGUAAUAAAUAAAUGUAUCUUCCAUGAGACAUGUAUAAUAACUUCUAUAAUUGUAUAUAUGCCUUUGAUGUAUUUUCCUCUCAAGAUUAUCAACUAUGUGUUUGACAAGUGAAAAAUCUGUAGUCAGUUGAAAUUUGGGGUUAUAAACAUAUUAUAAUAGGAACUGUUUCACAAACACAAUAUGUAAAGCAAUAUUAAAAUCUGAGCAAACAAGUGUUCUGUAUCUACUUUAAUAAAUGGUUAUUCUUUU
Physeter macrocephalus (sperm whale) is the source of this 8009-nucleotide messenger RNA. It is a transcript of the gene CLIP1, whose product is annotated as CAP-Gly domain containing linker protein 1. The transcript has 24 exons. The record is from RefSeq and is a predicted model, not a curated record. Gene Ontology annotation, cellular component: cell cortex; nucleus; microtubule plus-end. Gene Ontology annotation, molecular function: microtubule plus-end binding. The coding region runs from base 111 to 6557 and encodes 2148 amino acids. NCBI's taxonomy places the organism in Eukaryota, Metazoa, Chordata, Mammalia, Artiodactyla, Physeteridae. Gene Ontology annotation, biological process: positive regulation of microtubule polymerization; cytoplasmic microtubule organization.